Molecule: messenger RNA, 1550 nt
Organism: Saccostrea cuccullata (small rock oyster)
Lineage: Eukaryota; Metazoa; Mollusca; Bivalvia; Ostreida; Ostreidae
Product: melanocortin receptor 4-like
Exons: 1
Coding region: 366-1340 (324 amino acids)
Biological process (GO): G protein-coupled receptor signaling pathway
Cellular component (GO): plasma membrane
Molecular function (GO): G protein-coupled receptor activity
Source: RefSeq, a predicted model, not a curated record
UUCGAUUGAUUGGGUGAUUAGAUUUAUCAUAGAUUUAGGUCUAAAUAAUUUGUACAAAUUUUAUUCUAAUUUGAUGGAUUAUAUUAUGUUGUCCGUGAUUAAUUUUUCCAUCAUUUGCCUCGGGCUCUGAUGCUUGAUAUCGCAGCAUCAUAAACCUCUAAAAGGGUAACACGUGGAAAAAUAAUGACAAUGUUUGAAUGUCAAAUGGGUCCAAUUUUUACUUGUAGGGAUUUCCCUGUCUGACCACCUGUUUCACGUGAAUGUCAGCUCAAUUAAUAACGUGUACAUGGACGUGUGAAAUCACCACUGCCAUAUACAUAAAACUUUGGCAUCUCUGAGUGUACAAGACCUAUAGCUGUGACGAUAUGAACUUUAACAGGACACUCAACAUUUCCACGGAUGGGCAUUACAAUGAGACUUCUGGACAGGCUACAGGCGUCUGCCUCCACUCGACUUUGUGUCUGGGAUUUUACAUUGCCUGUUUCACCGUAGGAACGACCGGUAUGGUGGCAAACGGAAUGGUGUUGAUUGUUGUUGGCAAGGAUAAACGUCUCCACACCGUAACAUAUGUCUCCAUUUCGUGUCUGGCUUUGGCCGACUUUGUAUAUACAACAUCCAGAUUUGCUCGGGACAACAUGAGGUUAUGGUAUUUGGAAGGAAGAGACGAUUUCAGUGUGAAUUUUUCCCGCGUUACUGAUAUGUUCAGUUUGUCAGGCGCAUGCGCAUCAAUUCUUCACAUUGUAUUAUUGUCACUGUUACGAUACUUCAUGGUGGUGUAUCCCCUCGAGAGCCAUGUCUGGUUGACCAUCAGAAGAGUCAUAUCAAUAUCUGCAGGAGCAUGGAUAUUGGCAAUUGCCAUAGGAUCUUUUUAUGUAUACGCCGUUGUCAUCAAUGGACGAGCGAACCUCCAGCUCGCAAAAGUCACAAAUAUAGCAGUAACCAGCGCCAUGUCGGUGCUGCCUAUAGUCCUUAUUGUGAUCCUUCAUACAUUGAAGGCCCGAACGUUAUUGCAGUCUUUGGCUGCCUGUCGAAAGUCCACCGUCCGCCGGAUGUCCCGUAUUGUAACUCUAAUCAUCACUGCUUUCAUUGUGACCACACUACCCAGCAGUAUAGCGGACUGUAUCAAAAUUGCUUACUUGGAAUCGAGGAUUUCUGUGAUCAAUCUUACGUGGCUUGCUAUUCUUCAAUACGUUGGUCGUCUAGGUUUAUACAUUAACUUUACAAUCAAUCCAUUUAUUUAUAUUUUAAGUUCUCCACAGUUCAGGAAAGCUCUGAUAUCGUGUUGUAGACCUCACAGACAUGUUUAUGGAGUAUCUACUACAAGUUACGAGACAAGCUAAAAUUACUGUGCCUUUUCCACUUGGCUCUUGUAACAACGCGAUGCAAAAUAGUGCUGACUUGAGUUUUAAGCAUCUACCACACUUUGUUACAUUUUGGGGUACCUGAAGAUUGACUUGGAAGCAAUUUUUUUUUUAUUAAAAAAAGAAUUAAAAAAGAGGGAAAACUGGAAAGGAAACUAUAAAAUAGCAUAUCUGUUUCAAAUCAUUAAG